This is a messenger RNA of Ctenopharyngodon idella (grass carp), 4430 nucleotides long. RefSeq names its product zinc-alpha-2-glycoprotein-like. NCBI's taxonomy places the organism in Eukaryota, Metazoa, Chordata, Actinopteri, Cypriniformes, Xenocyprididae. Gene Ontology annotation, cellular component: external side of plasma membrane. The transcript has 7 exons. Gene Ontology annotation, biological process: immune response. The coding region runs from base 116 to 1189 and encodes 357 amino acids. The record is from RefSeq and is a predicted model, not a curated record.
GAAGAGGAAGAAGAGGAAGAGAUUCAUCCGCCAUUUUCUGUCGUUGGAAGUUGGUGAGUUCAGACAUCAGUAAACAUCAGCAGAUUUAGAAAGCCUAAUCAAGAGAUUUUUAAUCAUGGGCUCGGGUGUCGCGACCAAGAGUUUUGCUCUGCUUUGUCUUUUGUUUCUCUGCGGGACUUCUCCUUCACUUCAAGCAGAAAAACACUCCCUGUAUUAUAUUUACACGGCCUUGUCCAAACCUCUUGAUCUGCCGGGCAUCCAUGAAUUCACUGCUAUGGGUCUGCUAGAUGACAGACAGAUUGACUAUUAUAAUAGCAAGGAUAAGAGAAAGAUUCCCACACAGCAGUGGAUGAAAGAGAAAAUGCAGGAGGAUUACUGGGAAAAAGGCACCCAGUCAAGAAAGAGCAAAGAACAGUGGUUUAAUGUGAACGUCCACAUUCUGAUGGACCGCAUGAGACAAAAAAAUGAUUCAGAUGUUCAUGUACUUCAGUGGAGACAUGGUUGUGAAGUUGAGAGAAAUGAGGGAAAUAAACUGAAUUUUUCCAAAGGCAUUGAUGAGUACAGCUAUGAUGGAGAUAACUUUCUGUCUUUUGAUGAUAAGGAGUCUCAGUGGGUUGCCCCUGUUGAUGCAGCUCUUCCAACCAAGAGGAAAUGGGAUAAUGUGCCCAUCCUAAACCAGUACACCAAGGGCUACCUGGAGAAAGAGUGUGUAGACUGGCUCAACAAAUUCAGAGAAUAUGGAGACGAGGAACUCAAAAAGAGCUCUCCUCCAGAUGUUCGUGUGUUUGCGAAAAAGUCUACCAAAGACAAAACUAAGCUGAAAUUCACCUGUCUGGCCACUGGCUUCUACCCCAAAGACGUCAUGUUGAACUUAAGAAAAUAUCGCACAUCCAUGCCUGAUGAUGAGGUUGAAUCCACAGGAGUCAGACCAAACAAUGAUGGAACCUUCCAGCUGAGGAAAAGUGUGGACAUCAAGAAGGAUGAAGAAGCUGAAUAUGACUGUUUUGUGUUCCACAGUACUCUCAAAGAACCAAUCAUCGAGAAAUGGGAUGGAAAAUGCAAAGACUGUAAUGAAGGCUCUUUUAUGGUUACUGAAAUUGUGAUUGGAGUUGUACUUGUAGCUGUACUUGUAGUGGUCUUCAUUUACCUUUACGAGACUAAAAGACAUGGAGCCAACGGAGCUGUCUAAUGGAAAACACUGUCCCAAGCCGUAAUAACUUUGUAAAACAGGAAAAAUAUUCGAGGAUAAGGAUCUCACAUCUAUGCUCACUUGUUUUUGUCUCUUUUUUUUUUUCUUUUUUUUUUUUUUGUAAUCAGACCAACUAUGUGCGUAGUUUUCAACAGAUAUUGAAGGAGUUUUAUUACAUUGUUGCAUUUGGCAAAUGCUUAUAUCUAAUGCAACUUACAUUGCAUUCAAGGUAUACAUUUCAUCAGUCCAAGCAUUUCCCUUGACAUGAACUGAACCUAUCGCUAGCAAUUGCUUUAGGGUUUGAGCUUCAUGAUGUUUUAGGUCAAAGUAUAAAUAUGUCCAAACAAGUGUUGUGCUUAUGCUUUGAAAAUCAGUGUUCAUUUUGACAGCAAAUUUUGAUUUAGUUUUAGUCAUAGUCUUUUGACUAAAAUGCCAUUUUAAUUUUACUUAUAUUUUAGUCAUCGGAAAUUGUUUUAGUUUUAGUCUAAUUUUAGUCGACUAAAUAUCAUAAGAUUUUAGUUAAAAGUUCCUUUGCUUUUGCUUUUAAAUGUCUAUAUAGUUUUUUUUAUUAUUAUUAUUUAAAUUUUAGUUCAUUUAAUACAUCAGGUUAAGCUAAAGCUUGGAAAAUAGAUGAAAGAAAAUAAGUUUACAUUUUUAUAUAUAUUUAUUUAUUUUUAUAUCAGUUAUAUAUCGUUUAUUUCAAGUAAUGAAGUUUUUUUUAUGGUUUUAGGUUUAGUUAACUAUAAUAACCCUUAUACUUGUAAAAUAUAUUGAUGAUGUGUCGAAUAAUGUUUUUAGUAAACUACUGUAUCUUCUGUCACAGGAAGGAAAGCCUAUGAAUUAAAUAGAAAAUAAAUUAAAUACAGUUUGUGUAGCUAAACAUAAUAAUAAUAAUGACCAGGAGAAAAUAAUAAUUAUAAGCCAUCCCGAAAUACACCGUGACUCUUAUUCUGAAAUGUCUGCAGCCUGCUGUAGCCUGCAGACAUUUCAGAAUAAGAGUAGUAGUUAACAUGAGUAGCAGGCUACUCAUGAGGGAGAUAAAAUAUGCAUUCUUACAACCGUCUAAAACAUAUUACCACAUAAACAUUGUGUAGUAAACAUUGUCAUAAUUCAUCAAUGUUAGUUUAUAAGCAAUCGAUUGGUAUAAAUGUGCGUUAUUCAUUAAUUGCGAAGCAGUCUGAAGUGCUGCUGGGUGAGCCUGCAGAGCGCGCAACAGCACAGCUUUUUCACGCAGUUUGAUCAGCACAUUACACUUCAGCAGUCCUAUUAGGGGUGGGAAUCUUUUAAAAUCAUUCUGUUUACCAUGGUGAAUAAGCCGAGGUAACGGUUGCUUCACGACCAAUUUCAAAGUUCCGUUCAACUGCCGCUAGGGGGCGAAAUGCGACGAUCGGAUGCGAAUGUCAUGUGCAGUGGAAAGACGGCUCCAGAAUCGGAAUCGGCAUUUUACAGAAAUAAGUUGCGUCCCAAAUGACACACUAUACACUAUGCACUUAUACACUAUGUACUUAUGCACUAUGUACUCAUCCAUGUAGUGCGAGAAUUGUAUAAGGUUAUUUUGUCAUUUAACAACGGAGUCUGAUCCCCCCUCCCCCUCCACUACGUAAUUAAAGCUGCGAUCGUUGAGUGCAUGAAGUGUCCAACAUUUCACACUUCGUUUUUUCCGUUAAUUUAGUGUUUCAUCCGGGUAUUUAAAGUGUACUUUUUCUUUUUGGAAUUUUCUGUGUGAACGCACUACUCGCACUAUUUGUACUUAAAAACGCCAUAGAAUAGUGACGCACCUAUAGUGUUUACAGAAUAACGUUAAAAUAGUUUUAACAUAUAGUUAUAUAUAGUUUUGAUUUAGAAUACAUCAUAUCCGGUCGGCAGGUCGCAUAUGGUCUAGCCGGUCAACGAAACAUUACAAGCAAUAAACAAAGAGUGCUUUCAGUAUUUAAGAGUAUCUGAACGUUUUCCAUUCAAAAGCUGUGAGGGAUUUUUCUCUUUCUCAGCUUUACGGUUGUUUGAUUAUUACUGAUGUUAUCAUACGACAGCGGAAGAAUAAGCUGCAUUCACAAUAAUGCAUAGAUCUCUUUUGAAAUAUAAGAUGUUUUUGUCCUGUCUGUUUAAUCCUUUAAGACAUCUAACUGACUGUGUUUAUAUUAAUUUCGAACUGUAUUAAAAAGAUUAUUUUAUAGAAGUUUCAAGUGGUGUGUGUAUGAGAGGAAAUGGAAACAAGCACAAUACGGUUGUUUCUUACAGUGCUUGUCCACUGGCACGGAACGAGCGUAUUCAGUUCAUUCCUAUGGACGUUGAGCAUCUUCAGGCUCGCGAGAGUGAACCUCAACAUCCAUAUGAAUGAAUUGAAAAUGCUCGCUCUGCUCCACGCCGGACAUGCACCUUAAAGGGUUAGUUCACACAAAAAUGAAAAUAAUGUCAAUUAUUACUCACCCUCACGCCGUUCCACACCCGUAAGACCUUUGUUCAUCUUUGGAACACAAAUUAAGAUAUUUUUGUUGAAAUCUAAUGGCUCAGUUAGGCCUCCAUAGCCAGCAAUGACAUUUCCUCUCUCAAGAUCCAUUAAUGUACUAAAAACAUAUUUAAAUCAGUUCAUGUGAGUACAGUGGUUCAAUAUUAAUAUUAUAAAGCGACGAGAAUAUUUUUGGUGCGCCAAAAAAACAAAAUAAUGACUUAUAUAGUGAUGGCCGAUUUCAAAACACUGCUUCAGGAAGCUUCGGAGCGUUAUGAAUCAGCGUUUUUAUUUUUAUUUAGUCAUCAUCUCGUUUUCGUUUGUGAAAAAAUGUCGUUGACGAAUAAUUCGUCAAAUUAACCCUGAUGAAAAGUGAUGUUACAGUGUUAUUCUGGUAAACCACUUUGUUUGCCUAACAAUUGUUUAUUUGAAGAUUUGAAUUUUUUGAUUAUAGAAAAGCUUUAUUUUUCCUUAUGUAUUUGUAGCUUUUUAUUCACUAUGCAAUAAAGCACAAUUGAUCAUGUCAUGUAUUGAGUUAGUGCAACUGACUAAAUGACAGAUGAUUGUUACCUACAAAUUUUAAAAUUUAACAAUUUGUAGGUAACAAAUUAAUUUAUAAAACAAGGCCAUAUUAAAAAGCAAUAUUUUAAAAGUUGUUUCAAAAAUCUUUCUAACAGCUUCUAGUAUUUUUGAGCUCAGUUUUAAGUUUGUUCAAAUGUUUUUUUUUGUUUGUUUGUUUGUUUUCUGUAUAAUAUUAUAUUAAACUGAUAUUAAAAAAAAUUUUUUUAAACCCAA